Molecule: messenger RNA, 2433 nt
Organism: Dichotomopilus funicola
Lineage: Eukaryota; Fungi; Ascomycota; Sordariomycetes; Sordariales; Chaetomiaceae
Product: glucan 1,3-beta-glucosidase
Exons: 5
Coding region: 1-2433 (810 amino acids)
Molecular function (GO): polygalacturonase activity
Source: RefSeq, a predicted model, not a curated record
AUGAGACUCCAAUUCCUAGCCGCGGUUUUAGCCGCUUGCGUCACAGCCCAACAACAACUCUGGUCCUCCCCUGAACAGACGUCACCUCAAAAACGAGACUCAUGCGACGGCCCGUCUGCCGGUAGCCCCAAGACGUGGUGGCGUUCGGAAAUCAGCCACAACGGGACUACACCACAUGCCGCCGACACAACAUACGAGUACUACCGCGAUGUGGUCAAGUACGGCGCCGACCCGACCGGCCAGGAGGACUCGUCCGAGGCGUUCAACCGUGCCAUCAACGCAUGGAACCGCACGGGCAACACCGUCACCACUAUGCCUGCCUACGUGUACAUCCCCCCGGGCGAGUAUCUCAUCAACGGAUCCAUCCAAAUGCUCGUCAACACCUACCUCGUCGGUGACGCGGUCGACCUGCCCAAGCUGGUCGCCCACCACACCAUGUGGGAGGAUCCUGUCAUCCUCGGUUACGACGCCUACCAAGGGGAAGGCGGCUCGACCAAGAACUUCUACAUGGCCGUCCGCAACCUGCACAUCAACACAACCACGGUGCCGCUUGGGGCGCGUGCCCGCGCGAUCGAGUGGUCCGUCUCGCAAGGCUGCAGCCUGACAAAUGUGCAUGUGACCAUGGCGCAUGGGGCAGCGCACGUUGGCGUGUCCAUGGACCACGGCGGGUCGGGCACCAUCAUUUCGGACUGCUCGUUUACCGGUGGGGAGACCGGGGUGGAACUAUACGGCCAGCAGUAUAUGCUCAAAAAUUUGCGGUUUGAUAAAGUUAUCUUGGGGAUAUCGGUCAUCAAAUCGCAUGUGACGACGGUUCAGAACUGCACCUUCACGGACUGUCAUCACGCGAUUUACGCGGACGAACCGCAUAGCAGCGGGACCAUGUCGGUUGUCGAUUGCAUCGUUCGCAGGGGCUACGAGGCUAUCUGGACUGAUGUGUCGGGCAACGGCGAAGGGUCGUUGAUCUUGGAGGGGUUUGAGGUCGGAGGUACAGGUACAUUGCCGGUCAAGUCAUCCGAGGGCAAGAAGCUGUUGCGCAAUUCUGUUCCUGCUGGGCAGGUCUGGGUGAUGGGAAAUACCAAUCCCGACGGUUACCAGUCCAACAAGACAUACUCCAUCUCGCGGCCGGCUGAGUUGUUAGUGGACGGGAAAUACUUUACCGCUCCUGCGCCACAGUAUGAAACGUACGAUCGCAGCCAGAUCGUCAGCAUAACGGAGGACCCCGACCAUCCCGUCUAUGGAGACAACUCCCACGACGACGGCCCCUCGAUCAACGCCAUCCUAGCCAAGCACGCCAACUGCAAGAUCGUCUUCUUCCCGCAGGGCAUCUACCGCACCAACACCACCAUCCACGUGCCCCCGGGCUCGCGCAUCACCGGCGAGGUCCUCAGCAUCAUCUCCGGCGCCGGCGCCCACUUCUCCAACGCUUCCAACCCGCAACCCGUCCUCCGCCUCGGCAACCCCGACGACCGCGGCGUCGCCCACCUCAGCGAUCUCCUGGUAACCGUUGCAUCCCCGCUCCCCGGCGCCGUGCUCCUGCAGAUCAACAUGGCCGGCCCGAAACCAGGCGACGUCGGCGUGUGGAACACCGUCCUGCGCGUCGGCGGCGCUGUGGACUCGUCAGUGUCCACGCAGUGUGGUAACCCGGACCCAUCGUUCUGCCUGGCUGCCUUUGCCUUACUGCACAUGACGGAAUCCUCGUCGGCUUACGUUGAAAAUGUCUGGGGCUGGGUGGCUGACCACAGCUUGGACGCACCGGACUCUGACCCGCCGCAGAACAUCGCCGUCGGUCGCGGCGCGUUGGUGGAGAGUAAGGGCCCUAGCUGGUUGGUCGGGACGUCGUUUGAGCACUGCGUGUUGUACCAGUAUGCGUUGCACGGUGCGGAGAAUCUCUACAUCGGGCAACACCAGAGCGAGAGCGCGUACUGGCAAGGGCCCGGGACACCGGUUAAAGCGCCGGCGCCGUGGAAGCCGAACGCGGCGUUGGGUGAUCCAGGGUUUGAAAACUGCGCGAAGGACGACGAUGCGUGUCGGCGCUCGUGGGGGUUGUAUGUGAAGGGGGUCAAGGAUGUGGUGGUUCAUGGGUCGGCCAUGUGGAGUUUCUUCCAUGGGAUGAACGAUAACCUGUUCGGCGACCCGGAGUGCACUUCGACGGGUGGCAUCUGCCAGACGAACAUGGCGUAUAUCGAGGAUGCUAAGAGCAUGUGGUGGUUCUCGGCGAGCAGCAAGGCGGCCGAGAACUUGGUGUUGAACGUGGGUGGUGGGCCGGAAUCGACUAAGAACGUAAAUGUGUCGUCUCAAAAGGACUACCCAGGCGCGUGGGGGGCGGUUAUGGUCGACGAUAACGAGGGAGAUGAUUCUGGGGGGAUCAGACUGACUCCGGGGUUAGGGUUAGCUGUGGCCGUCUUGGCGAUGACGCUGUCGUUGUUUGCGUAA